Molecule: messenger RNA, 390 nt
Organism: Durusdinium trenchii
Lineage: Eukaryota; Dinophyceae; Suessiales; Symbiodiniaceae
Source: the annotation of a GenBank genome assembly
AUGAGUAGCUUCUCCACCUUGGACGUGAGUUCAGCUCAAUGGCUUUCUGUCACGAAGGUGACGCCGCCGUUCUGCUUUCCGUCGCGGCGAGUGAAAAGGUCCUUCCGGCUGGGUGAAAUCGAGCACUUGCCCGUAGGCGAGCUGCUCAGCGAGCUUGGGCGAGGGGCACGAGAGGUGAGCUUCCCACGCGUGGUGAACCAUGGUCACCGCGACGGCGUGGUGAACUGCGUCAUCAGCAAUUGCGUCAUCAACCUCUCUCCGGACAAGCCACAGGUCUACCGCGAGAUGAACCGGGUGUUGGUUCCUGGGGGGCGUGUUUCCAUCUCAGACGUCCUCCGGAUGAGCGACAUCCCCACAGAGCUUAAGACGGCCCAAAGCUACAGUUGCUGA